AUGUUGUCUUCCGAAUCUGUCGCAACUGGCUCGUCACAUACAGAUACUGGUACUGAGCCGCCCUCGUCCGCAUCUCCACGCACGCCCUCACCGAUUCUUGGAGGCGGCCAUGGGAUUCGUCGCUCCUCAGAUGACGAUACGGCAGGGCCUGCGGACUCAGGACAAGGCCACUUGACAUUUCCGCAAGUAGGGAUAGGCCUCGGUACGAUGGAGCAAGAAAUGAACAUGUUGAUGGACCUCGAAAAUCUUGAUCGCGACGAUGACACGCCAGAAUUCAGCAUGUCAGAUGUCGCUGAUAUUCUGUCGCAAAUGAAAGACCUAGGAUACUCUACCCCGUCAAGCUCAGCUGCUUCGACAUCCUCGGCAGAGUCCGCACCAUUCGUACGCGUACCGCGUGCAGACGACGCAGAUGCGACGGCGCAACUCGCGCAACUUGUUUGGCAACUCGCACGCCAUUUGCAGAGACAAGAGGAAGGACGCGAGCGACUACGCCAUCAUCUUCGUGUUACACGAUUGGCUUCACUAUCAUUAUUUUCUUCUCUUCGCAUUUCGUAUACACACAUGCUCCAAGCUGAGCGGGAUAUCAAGGCGAGACUGGAAGUUGAAUUGUCCGGCUCUAAGAGCCAGUCAAAAAUGCUUAGUGAUAUGGUGUCGCGUGCAUCGCUACAUCAAUAUGAAGAUCGCGUGCAUCCAGUCGAUGAUGAAGCAGCGCGCCGCGCCGGUAUGCCGACGGACACGGAACGGACGAAACUCCUCGCUGACAAACGAUACCUCCGACAGCGCGUCAAAGAUACCGAGGCGCAAGUGUCGCGUCUUGAAAAGGAACUCAAAGAUCUGAAGCCCCUUCUGAUUCGCGCCUCGCUUGACGAAGAUGUCCCUGAAUUCGGUACACCCCGGUCUCGGCAUCGGCAUCACCACAGCAGCAGCAGCAGUAGCGGUGUCGGCGGCAUGAACAUGGAUCCUCUACACACUAAUGGUAGCAACAGUCGUCGUCGUGAGGCUGUGAUGGGCGAUGCAACAUCAGAACAUUUAAUUCUUGCUACUCGCAUGCUUCGCACACUUCGACAUGCAGCACCACCAUCGAGCAGCACAGAUGCCUCUUCAUCGUCUCCAUCCAAACUCGAUACGACGCCGUCUACACCACGCCGUGCGCGCGAUACGUAUCCUCCCCGCACCCCGAAAAGCACCGAGCGCACAGAAGAUCUGCACACUCCCUACGCACCGCCGUCCACACACAGCUUGCCAUCGUCGACGUACUCAAGCGGCAUCGAUGAUCUUUUACACGCAGCGCAGUCCCUUGCACCAACGAAUGCUACGUACUACCAAGAUUCAAGUCCUACAAGGUCGCCAUGGCACCGACCCACUCAUGCUCCUCUGCCGUUUUCAGCACCUGUCUUUGGAAGUCCGAAGCGCCGGCGCGUCCUAAGCAUGGAUGUGGACGACGCACCUAUCUCAGCGCUGGAUGUACUAGCGAAUCAGGCUGUCAGCGAACAUCCGACAAGCCCAACAUACCGCCAUUCCAUGACUUCGUACUAUCCACGCAUGAUGACACCAAGAACCACGUCAUCAGCGCCGGCCCCAGCUGCAAGUGUACCUACUACAGCAACACCAGCUACAACAGCCUCAGCGUCAACAUCCGCAGGACCAACUUCCACCACAUCAACAUCCAGCGCCUUGCCGUUGCGUCAAACCCCAUCUGCGAAACCAAAGCCUGCACAUGCACAAAGUCCUGAAAAGCGGCUGCCUUAUGUACGCUGGUCUUCGGAAGAGGAUAUCAAGUUGCGCCGAGCCAUCAAGGAACAUGGUCAACGUUGGGAACAUGUGGCACGAGCCGUCGGCACACGCUCAUAUCACCAAUGUCGGCAACGGUAUCUUUUGAUGCGGCGAAAAGAAGCCGCUGCCGCAAAUGGAAGCACUUCGCCUAACAAGUCGAAUUCUACCAAUCAUCCUCCUAGUCACUCGCACCCUCUCCCCAACGGCAUUAGUGGCGGCGACAGCCAUCCUCACCUGACUUCCAGCUCCAGUUCCACCUUGCACCAUUACCCUCAUGCCCAACAUCCCGCUUACAACUACCAGCAUCACCACCCCGCAACACGCGCAUCCUCCGACACGACAGAGCACGGUCUGCCUAACGAUACACACGAUGAAAAGAGCAGCGGUGGUGCGUCAUCUGACAACGAGACACCCGCGUUGGAUGUGCACUCGCACCUGUUUCGCACACCGAAAGCGCAUGCUCCUUCGACAAUGUCAUCUCUCACAGUGCAUCCACGUGAACAGGCACUUCAUAGCUAG
Molecule: messenger RNA, 2292 nt
Organism: Malassezia globosa CBS 7966
Lineage: Eukaryota; Fungi; Basidiomycota; Malasseziomycetes; Malasseziales; Malasseziaceae
Exons: 1
Coding region: 1-2292 (763 amino acids)
Biological process (GO): regulation of DNA-templated transcription
Cellular component (GO): nucleus
Molecular function (GO): DNA-binding transcription factor activity; transcription cis-regulatory region binding
Source: RefSeq, a predicted model, not a curated record